AGUUAUUAUUUUACUUUUAUUAAUAUUAUGUAUCCUGUAUAUAUGGUGUGAAUGUGUUAAUAUCUCACUAUUAUUAUUGUCCACGUAACAGUUUAUUUUAUUUCUAAAUUUAAAAAAAAAAAGAAAAAAGAUUUCACUGAUUUCAUAUGUUUAUAUUUCAAUUGGCUUUAAAAACUGAUUAGAAAAAAAGAAACAAUGAAUUUAAUAAAAUAAUAAUGAUAUAUUUUUGUAUAAACUAUUAAAAUACAUUGAUAUAAUUUUUUUUUUGUUUUCUUUUUCAUAUGCCUGAGUCAUUGGUCCUUCAGCCAUUCGACAUCUUGCUGCCCAGUAUAAAUUAGAUUUUCUCAUGUAUUGAUUUAAAAAUGUCUUUUUCUUAUGUCCAUCAAGGCAGGAUAUGUGUCUAGGUGGUCUGCAUCCAUUCUUUCUUGACAUAAUUUACACCAAGGAUUCUCAGCCAUGCCUGUUCUAUGGAGAUGAAUCUGCAGAUAGUCGUGGCCAGUUGCCAGGUGGAAGCAGUCUACUGCAUCUCUUCUCGGUAGUUCAGCUGGGAUCAGCCAUUAAAUAUGAUCCUUGAUGAUGGAGGAGAUUUGACCAAUUUAGUGCAUACAAAAUAUCCACAUCUUUUAUCCGGUAUCAAAGGAUUAAGUGAAGAAACAACUACAGGAGUCCAUAACUUGUAUCGGAUGCAUAAAGAAGGAAAACUCAAAGUUCCUGCUAUUAAUGUUAAUGAUUCAGUAACUAAGAGCAAAUUUGACAAUUUAUAUGGAUGUCGAGAAUCAUUGGUAGAUGGAAUCAAACGUGCCACAGACAUAAUGUUAGCAGGCAAGGUCAGUGUUGUCGCAGGUUAUGGUGAUGUGGGAAAAGGCUGUGCUCAGUCAUUGAGGUCAUUCGGAAGCAGAGUUCUGGUUACUGAAAUUGACCCGAUAAAUGCUCUUCAAGCUGCAAUGGAAGGAUAUGAGGUGACAACAAUGGAAGAAGCUUGCAAAAUCGGUCAGGUAUUUGUCACAACUACGGGUUGUAAAGACAUUAUCACUCAAAAGCAUUUCCUUCAGAUGAGAGAUGAUGCUAUUGUAUGUAAUAUUGGCCACUUUGAUAUUGAAAUUCAAGUUGAAUGGUUGGAAAAACAUGCUGUUGAAAAAGUGAAUAUAAAACCACAGGUUGACAGGUAUACCCUUCAGAAUGGAAAACAUAUCAUAGUAUUAGCUGAAGGUCGGCUAGUAAAUCUUGGUUGUGCUACUGGACAUCCGUCUUUUGUAAUGAGCAAUUCAUUUACAAAUCAAGUAUUAGCACAAAUCGAACUUUGGACAAAAAAUGAACAAUAUCCUGUUGGCAUCUAUAUACUACCUAAAAAGCUUGAUGAGGAGGUAGCUGCUUUACACUUAGACCAUCUUGGUGUUAAACUAACGAAGCUCACGCCCGAUCAAUCUGAAUAUUUGGAUAUUCCAAUUGAGGGACCUUAUAAACCAGACUACUAUCGUUAUUAAUUCUUAAUAAUUAUAAAAUAUUAGGUAUUGAUGAAUUGAAGGUUUCACACCUUUGAGAAAAAACAAAUAAACAAUUGUUAUAAAUAAUUUUACUCAAACAAUAUCUAAUCUUUGUCUAUUUUUUUGUUUUUUCCAUUUCCUUCAUUCAAAUAAUCUUUACUAAUCUUAAAAUAAUAAUAAAUAACCUUUCAAUGGAUAAUUUUAAAAUCAAGCUGGAACAAAAUAUCUUCCUCACAAUGGUUGUCAAACAAUAGAAAUCUUUUAUUUUUUGUUUUGAUAUUUUCUAUUUUUAGCAACCUUUUUAUUAUCCUAAACAUAAAUUAAAACAUUUUUAGAUUAU
This is a messenger RNA of Nezara viridula (southern green stink bug), 1824 nucleotides long. NCBI's taxonomy places the organism in Eukaryota, Metazoa, Arthropoda, Insecta, Hemiptera, Pentatomidae. The record is from the annotation of a GenBank genome assembly.